This is a messenger RNA of Myotis davidii, 1294 nucleotides long. RefSeq names its product osteocrin (gene OSTN). Gene Ontology annotation, biological process: hormone-mediated signaling pathway. NCBI's taxonomy places the organism in Eukaryota, Metazoa, Chordata, Mammalia, Chiroptera, Vespertilionidae. The transcript has 5 exons. Bases 60 to 404 code for a protein of 114 amino acids. Gene Ontology annotation, molecular function: signaling receptor binding. The record is from RefSeq and is a predicted model, not a curated record.
GUUUGGGAGAAACUGCACAGACAGGACUCUAAAGUUAGAAUCUCCUGACUUUUCACAAGAUGCUGGACUGGAGGUCAGCAAGUGCACAUUUUAUCCUGGCUGUGACAUUGAUGCUGUGGAGCUCAGGAAAGGUGCUGUCAGUGGAUGCAGCAACUGAGGCUUUUGAUGUGGGAAUCAGAGAUGUGCAGUCACCACCCACAGCCAGGGAAGAAAAAUCAGCAGCUGAUCUGGCAGCAAAACUCAUGCUUCUUGAUGAACUUGUGUCUCUGGAGAAUGAUGUGAUUGAAACAAAGAAGAAAAGGGGCUGCUCUGGUGUUGGGAAAGUAGUAGAUCACCCAAAAAGACGAUUCGGUAUCCCCAUGGAUCGGAUUGGUGGAAAUCGGCUUUCAAAUUCCAGAGGUUAAUUGAUUCCAAUUAUGUGACUUCCUUGGGUGAAAUGUCACAGAAACACGGAAGAUGCUUCAGAUGUUCUUCACACUCCUUAAUGAUUAAACUUUGAAGGAACUGACCUUCUGCAAAUUCUUUCCAAAGCUUGAACUUAGGUCUAUCACAUCCCAGUGUUGUUACAGCCUUAAGUAAAUUAUGCAGAUCAUUUCAAAGCAUGGAUAUUUUUUAAUUUACAUUUUAGUUGUUCAGGAAUAGUUACAUGACCCCAAACUUUAUUUUUCUAAGAAAUAGUCAAACAACACAACAUAGUGAAAUGCUUUCUAUAUGCAUUUACGUUUUACAUUUAUGCAGUUGAAGAAUAACUGAAGACUAAUUUGUUUCUGUAAAAUUUAGGUGCAAUCUGUCAGUAUUGGGGAACAAAAAGAAGACAAUGCUGUGCGUUUUCUCUUUAAUGCUUUUACUUUUUCUUAUCCUUUGUCUAUGAACUUCUUGGGUAAUAAUUAUGAAAUUAGCCUUCUCAUAUUAUAUUCAAAUUUCAGUCAUUUUCUAUCAAAUAAUACUCAGCCCUAGUUCUAGAAAUAAGCAAAAGAAAUUCUCUGAGCAAAGAAAAAAAAGCAAUAAUUAAGCCCAUAAAUUUUAGUCUCCCAGAGAACUGAGAAAAUACCCGCAGGUCAGAGCAUUUUGACUUGUAGUUAGGAAGUGAAGGAUACUACUCAUCUGUCAAGCUUGGGUAUCCUGUGUCCCCUAAUAACUUUCCUUUUCUCUCAAUUACAACUGAUAAUUAAGAGCAGCAGUGGCUGAUUACGAGAACUACUCACAGAAGUAACAGAUGAAAGUGUGGGGAAGUCAAAGAAUAUCAAGUAGUAGACCAUCAGUAUAGUCUGCGGCCGGUUUAAAGACACAAAAU